Messenger RNA from Cuculus canorus (common cuckoo), 2016 nucleotides. RefSeq names its product TNF superfamily member 13b (gene TNFSF13B). The record is from RefSeq and is a predicted model, not a curated record. The transcript is spliced from 6 exons. Gene Ontology annotation, cellular component: membrane. Bases 319 to 1194 code for a protein of 291 amino acids. Lineage: Eukaryota; Metazoa; Chordata; Aves; Cuculiformes; Cuculidae. Gene Ontology annotation, biological process: immune response. Gene Ontology annotation, molecular function: tumor necrosis factor receptor binding; receptor ligand activity.
AUAGCAAGCUGCCACAUAAAUAAAUAGUGGAAAGUGAAAGGAGGAAGGUAGAUUGAGCAAGCAGUUCAUGACAACGUAUUAAUUUCCAAAAUGCAACACAGAAAAAGGAAAACUAAACGGAGACUGAAUCUUAGACCUUCACUCUGUACAUUAAGUUUAAUGGUUUUAUCACCGGCUUCAUAUGACAGGAAAUGAUCUGGGCGUUUUGUUCACUUAUUCUGGAUGCACUUGGUUUCAGAGAGCAACUGGUAACAUGGAUUGCACCUCGGAAGGGGACAGCUGAACUCUCCCUCUGGCUUUAGUGAGGAAAGAGCAGCGAUGAAAUCCGUGGACUGUGUGCACGUCAUCCAACAGAAGGAUACCGCCUCCUCUCCCUCUGCCCCCUCUGGUGCUGCUUCAGGCACCACGGGACUUUUUUCUGUCACAUUCCUGUGGCUUGCAAUGCUCCUGUCCUCUUGCCUUGCAGCAUUGUCUCUUUACCAUGUUAUCACCCUGAAAACAGAGCUAGAAGCUCUACGCAGCGAUCUGAUCUACAGGGUCCAGGCAAAGUCUCCACUAGACCGGCCACCUGUCUAUCACCUAUCACCGGAUGAAAAUAAAGCAGGUACCCCUGUUUCUUCCAUCCUACAAGUGUCUGCAUCUGGCACCAGGCAGGAGAACAGGUUUCCUGGUCCCGGCCCAGCUGAAAGCUUCCAAAAGGAAAUCUGGAAUGGGAGCAGAAACAGGGGGAGAAGGUCUCUUGUCCACACAGAUGAAACAGUGCUGCAGGCCUGCUUGCAACUGAUUGCUGACAGCAAAAGUGAUAUCCAGCAGAUAGAUGAUUCAAGCAUUGUCCCUUGGCUUCUGAGCUUUAAACGUGGAACAGCUUUGGAAGAACAAGGAAAUAAAAUAAUAAUCAAAGAAACAGGAUAUUUUUUCAUAUACGGCCAGGUUUUAUAUACAGAUACAACAUUUGCUAUGGGACAUCUUAUACAGAGGAAGAAGGCCCAUGUGUUUGGUGAUGAUCUCAGCUUGGUGACAUUGUUUCGUUGCAUCCAAAAUAUGCCACAGUCUUAUCCGAAUAACUCUUGCUAUACUGCUGGCAUUGCAAAAUUAGAAGAAGGGGAUGAACUUCAGCUUACAAUACCGCGGAGAAGGGCCAAAAUAUCCUUGGAUGGAGAUGGUACUUUUUUUGGUGCAGUUAGACUCCUCUGAAGCUCUUAAUUUCUGUUAUUAUGUUUAAUGCAGUUUUCUUUUUUUCCUAUGCCUUUGUCAGAAAAAAUAUCAAAUUGUAAUAAAGCUGCCAAUUCUGUCUCUUCCCAUCCACCACCAUCUUCUGAAAACUUUUCUUCAGUUUAAUAAGUGAACUCAAAACAGGAAAUACACCAGUCAUACUUGUGAGAUGUAACCAUCACGUGAUUACCACAAGUAUAAAGUAUAGGGAAAACACAUCAAGCAGUAGAUUCCUCAUCACAAAACAGAUGUGUCAAAUGGAUUCUAGGGUUUUUUUGUUUUUUCUUUGAGACCAAGAUUUUGGGGAAGGAAACAGUCUGAAUGUAUGGGACACUGGAAAGUAAAUGUAUGGAAUAAUGAAAACAAACUCCUCAGAAAUACACAGAAUAGUAGCUACUGGCUUGCCUCACCCUUGUGAAGAAAAACUGUAGAAAUUGCUAAAACCUAUUAGUAUUUGCUAAUUAGAAUUAAUUUUACUGGGAAAGGCACAAGGAAGAUACUUCAACAGCUUGAUCUUCAAAGCAUUGCUACUCACCAAGAAAUAAGUGUAUACUUUUAUCUAACCAAGGCAGGGAUAGAAAGAAACAUGAUGAGAUUAGACACAAUGCAAUAGGUGGAACUAGAUUUCUGGCUUAAUAAUUUCUGCAGUCAUAUAUAGAUGUGUACAUGUACAUACCCCAUAUAUACGUAUAUGUAUAUAUAUGAAAGAAUACACGCACACACAUAAGCCUUUGACAUUUGGGCAUAGAAUUUUAUCUUCUUUUGCAUAGAUUAUCCAAUGGAAAUAAUACUGCUGAAUUUUUU